Messenger RNA from Bipolaris oryzae ATCC 44560, 276 nucleotides. RefSeq lists its product as uncharacterized. The transcript has a single exon. The record is from RefSeq and is a predicted model, not a curated record. Lineage: Eukaryota; Fungi; Ascomycota; Dothideomycetes; Pleosporales; Pleosporaceae. The annotation marks the transcript as partial.
CGUGCUAGCGACGGAUUGCCGCAGGUAUGGCGGUAUGCUGUCCGGAGGAGCCGACACAAGCUGCAGUACGGACUGGACCUAAUAUCAAUAUCAGUGCCAACGCACUGGCGGUCGCCUGCUCUGGUUCUGCCGACAGAGCAUGUCCUAGGUCGGACGGCCGGUGAUGAAUCCGGUCUGUUGCUCGAUCGGGUGAAAGAGAGAGGCUCGCAGCCAAAACGUGUAAGAGUAGUAGUAGGGUAUGUUACCACUAUAUCAGAGAGGCGUGAUCAGUCAUAG